AUGGUGCCUGAAGAGUUGCUGUCGAUGUUUAAAGAACUCUCAAUGGACGGCAAAUUGCCUCAUAUACUCGAAAGAACAACACAAGAAAAUACAGAGGCUUCUCUCCAACUGGCGCGCCUUCAAAGAGAAAAAGAAUGGUUGGAGUUGCGACUAACCAAAAGAAGAAAAGAUAUUCAAUUGGAGCGCUCGCAAGUGGAGGCACUCGGCCAGCAGAUCUCUGCCAUUGAAAGGAAAUUACAGUGGGUGGAGAAGAAGAAUGAAUUUGUUGCGGAGACAGCAAAAGAGAGGAGACAGGCGGAUGUUGUAAGGAGACAAAGAGGGAAACAAGUUAAAGGAUUGCUGAGGGCAUUAAAUAGGGAGUCUCGUCUCCAAGUAGAGAGAGACAUAUUGGUAGGUUAUAGACAGGAGGCAGGAGGAGAGACAGGAGGAGACAUAAGGAGACAGGAGGAGACACUCAUCAUCAUAUGCGGUGUAUUGUCAUCUCUUUUCCUGUUUUAG
This is a messenger RNA of Eimeria maxima, 498 nucleotides long. RefSeq lists its product as hypothetical. The record is from RefSeq and is a predicted model, not a curated record. Lineage: Eukaryota; Apicomplexa; Conoidasida; Eucoccidiorida; Eimeriidae. The coding region runs from base 1 to 498 and encodes 165 amino acids. The transcript has 4 exons.